Messenger RNA from Perkinsus marinus ATCC 50983, 405 nucleotides. RefSeq names its product Arginine transport ATP-binding protein artP, putative. The transcript has 2 exons. Gene Ontology annotation, molecular function: ATP binding. The record is from RefSeq and is a predicted model, not a curated record. The coding region runs from base 1 to 405 and encodes 134 amino acids. NCBI's taxonomy places the organism in Eukaryota, Perkinsozoa, Perkinsida, Perkinsidae.
AUGGAGGUAGAACGAGGGGAGGAGCUGCUGGAGUAUCUGGACAGACCCGUGAAUACAGGGAUGUCAGGGGGUGAGCGGAAGCGUGUAGAGCUCCUACAUGCAGUGGUCCUACGACCUAGACUCUGUGUCUUUGAUGAGAUCGACAGUGGACUGGACGUGGAUGCAUUGAGACAGGUUGCGACAACUCUGCGGUCUCUACGUGAGGUUGACCCGACAAUGUCGAUGUUGAUAGUCUCUCAUUACAAGCGUAUGCUCGACGAGCUCCAUCCUACUAGGGUAAUGGUCAUGCAGGAUGGUGUCAUAGUCCAUCAAGGUGGUCCUGACCUCAUCAAUGAAGUAGAUAAGGGAGGGUUCAAGAGGGGAUGGUUCGAAGGAGAUGAUGAUGAUGACCCCGUGAGUAUCUAG